Messenger RNA from Malania oleifera, 1618 nucleotides. RefSeq lists its product as uncharacterized. The record is from RefSeq and is a predicted model, not a curated record. Gene Ontology annotation, biological process: lipid homeostasis. Gene Ontology annotation, cellular component: endoplasmic reticulum; membrane. NCBI's taxonomy places the organism in Eukaryota, Viridiplantae, Streptophyta, Magnoliopsida, Santalales, Ximeniaceae. The transcript is spliced from 9 exons. Bases 304 to 1134 code for a protein of 276 amino acids.
GAAAAAAGAGAUAUAAUAAGGCUGGCCGUGGGGCGUGGACUUCUAUUUGAUCAAAAAAAGAAAACGGGGAAAAAAAAAAAAAAACCCACAGCGCACGCUCGGUGCAAUAUCUCUCUUGUCCAAAAAAAUCCAAAGUUCCGCUGCUUCCGCGCUUGGCUUCUCUCGCUCUCUCUCUACGGUUUGGUUGAAUUCCAGACCCUUUCCAUUGUCAGACAAAAUGAAAGAAUCACAAAACAGGAAAUUACAGUGUGUAAGGCAGCGACGAGAGCUGCUUGUUUGUUCCUGUGAACUGAGGAUUAAUAUAUGAUAUUGGCUUCUGAAAGAGCUGAUAUGGCGGUUGACUCUAACCACAACCAGGCCCAGCUACUGCUCGGAGAGUACAUAUUAGUGGAUCCUUUUAUCCACUACAUUUCUGUUAUUUUCGGCAUUUUGUGUUGCAAGAUGGUAUAUGAUCUUAUGCAUUUUAUCAGCACAAUUUACUUCAAGAGCCAUUCUAGCCUCUCAAAAGUGCAACAAAUUGAGUGGAAUAACCGUGCUAUAUCUACAGUUCAUGCCAUUUUUAUUACCAUUAUGUCUUUAUAUCUAGUGUUCGGGUCAGAUCUCUUUUCUGACAACCACCUUGCUGGCCUUAUUACUUCUAGAAGUUCACCACUCUCUACAUUUGUACUGGGGGUUUCUGUUGGUUACUUCCUCACUGAUCUUGGGAUGAUAGUUUGGUUUUAUCCUUCUCUAGGUGGAAUGGAGUAUGUGGUUCAUCAUCUUCUCUCUCUGGUGGCUGUAGCAUAUGCUAUGUUAACUCAAGAGGGUCAGCUUUACACCUACAUGGUUCUUCUUUCUGAGAUGACAACCCCUGGGAUAAACUUGAGAUGGUAUCUUGACACGGCUGGAAUGAAGAGGUCCAAGGCCUAUGUCAUUAAUGGGGUUGUGAUAUUUUGUACGUGGCUGGUUGCCAGACUAGUACUGUUCAUGUACUUAUUUUACCAUGUCUACUUGCACCGCAAGCAGGUUUUUCAGAUGCACUCCUUUGGAAUAUUCUUGAUAUUUGUUGGGCCAUCGGUGCUUUCUGUCAUGAACUUGAUGUGGUUUAAGAAGAUUGCCAGGGGAUUGAAGAAGACAUUAGCAAAGAGGCAAUGAUGAAUUACACGAACCAGUAACAUUUGCAAAGAAUUUCAUUUGGGUUGAGGUCCAGCGCGUAACCUUGAUAUAUGGCAUCCGGGAAAAUUGGUUUGAUCCAGGUGCAAAAUGAUUGGGCCAAUGCUUGUCGAGCGGGGAAAAAUCGAAUAUCAAGCCUAGUCAUAUAACUGAACAAAUAUAUUUGGAUAUUGUUUGGUACGUUUUUUCUUUUUACAUAUUUGUACUUUUCUAUACAAAAAUCAUAAAUUGAUCUUAUGCUUCAGAGUUGAAUACAUUUCAAAGAAAAAAAAAUUAAAUUCAUGUUUUGGUUAGCCAUGAGUUUAAUUAGUUUUGACCAACAAAGGUCACGAGGCCUAUUUUAGAAGCAUUUUGAUCCAAAUGGAUUUCCAUAAUUGUGUACAAAGAUUUUGUAUGGGUGUAAAUUUGUGAAUUUCUUGUUCCUAUUUUGCUAUUUCAUGUUUAGUUAUUGGAACUUUCUUUCCAA